Molecule: messenger RNA, 2617 nt
Organism: Chlorocebus sabaeus (green monkey)
Lineage: Eukaryota; Metazoa; Chordata; Mammalia; Primates; Cercopithecidae
Gene: PNPLA5
Product: patatin like domain 5, triacylglycerol lipase
Biological process (GO): triglyceride catabolic process; lipid homeostasis
Cellular component (GO): cytoplasm; membrane; lipid droplet
Molecular function (GO): triacylglycerol lipase activity
Source: RefSeq, a predicted model, not a curated record
UUGGGGGCUGAUCGCCACCCGGGGACGUCAUUGGCUGGGGCUCAGGUGACGCAACCCGGAGGUGGCGCAGGGAGCACCAGCCCCAGCCUGCCUCCCUCCAGAGCCCACAUUUGGGCCCAGCCCCGUCUAGGGCUGCAUCCCGACCCCAUCCCCGGUCACGGAGUGACCCUUCCUCGUCCGGAUUAUCCCGCCCGGUCCACCCGCCAUGGGCUUCUUAGAGGAGGAGGGCAGCUGGAACCUGUCCUUCGCGGGCGCCGGCUACCUGGGUCUCUACCACGUGGGCGCCACCGAGUGCCUGCGCCAGCGCGCCCCGCGCCUCCUCCAGGGCGCCCGCCGCAUCUACGGUUCCUCGUCUGGGGCGCUCAACGCAGUCAGCCUGGUCUGCGGCAAGUCGGUCGACUUCUGCUGCUCCCACCUCCUGGGCAUGGUUAAGCAGGUGGAGCGGCUGAGCCUAAGCAUCCUGCACCCGGCCUACGCGCCCAUCGAGCACAUCAAGCGGCAGCUGCAGGACACUCUGCCCCCCGACGCCCACGUCCUGGCCUCCCAGCGUCUGGGCAUCUCGCUCACCCGCUGGCCCGACGGCCGCAACUUCCUGGCCACUGACUUCGCCACCCGUGAUGAGCUCAUCCAGGCCUUGGUCUGCACCUUAUACUUGCCUUUCUACUGCGGGCUGAUCCCCCCCGAGUUCAGAGGGGAGCGCUACAUCGAUGGGGCUCUGAGCAACAACUUGCCCUUUGCGGACUGCCCCUCCACCAUCACGGUGUCCCCCUUCCAUGGGACAGUGGACAUCUGCCCCCAGAGCACCUCCCCCAACCUGCAUGAGCUGAACGCCUUCAACGCCAGCUUCCAAAUCUCCACCGAGAACUUCUUCCUGGGGUUCAUAAGCCUCAUACCCCCCAGCCUCGAGGUAGUGGCUGACAACUGCAGACAAGGCUACCUGGAUGCUCUGAGGUUCCUGGAGAGACGUGGACUCACCAAGGAGCCGGUGCUAUGGACACUGGUGUCUAAGGAACCCCCAGCCCCGGCUGAUGGAAACUGGGAUGCUGGCUGUGACCAAUGCCGGAAGAGGGGCCUGUCUCUCAACUGGAAAGUGCCCCACGUGCAAGUCAAGGACAUACCCAACUUUGAGCAGCUCUCGCCAGAGCUGGAGGCUGCACUGAAGAAAGCAUGUACGAGGGACCCCAGCCCGUGGGCCCGCUUCUGGCGCUCGGGGCCUGGACAGGUGCUGACAUACAUGUUGCUACCCUGCACGCUGCCCUUUGAGUACGUCUACUUCCGCAGCAGAAGGUUGGUGGCGUGGCUGCCCGAUGUGCCAGCGGACUUGUGGUGGAUGCAGGACCUGCUGAGGAGCAUGGCCCUCGAGGUUUUCUCCAGGACCAAGGCCCAGGUCCUUGGGCCCAUCAGCCCUCCGGACACUGGCGUCCUGGAAACAAGCCCCCUCCAAUCCCAGAUAGCUCCUUAUAUGGAGGAGCUCAGGCUCACCCAUCAGGCCUGAGGGGGCUGAGCUGGGCCAGCCCAGUGAUUGGUGUCCCUUGAUUCCUGCUCUGGCCUUUGUCCUGUGUGCCCACAUCUGCCCCAGCGGGAAGAGGCCCUGCCAAUCUCCAUGGAGACCCUGCAGCGUGGAGCCAGUUCCCUGGGGCGCAGCCUGUCAGCAUGUCCCCGGUCACUGUGUACCCAGGUCACCUGCCCUACCUCUUGCCCCGUCUCAUCAGGGAGAGAAAGGAGGACAGCCGCAGAGACAUGUCUUAUUUUCAGAAUUUCCAUGGAGGGCUAGGAGGACAGCAUUGCUGCGGAGACGGGCUCCUGUUCUGCCGUGGAGUUGCCCACGGAGCACCUCACAAAAGACGGGGAAAGUGCCUGAUGCCCACGUCAGAGACCAGAGGAGCCAAUCGAGAUGAUGGGGUGGGGGUGCUCCCCCCCAGACUCUUUCUCAGUCCUGUAGUGGCCCUUGGGGGUGACCCCCGGGAUCUACCCCACUCAGGAAACCUUGACUUCUGACUUCCUAUCAGGUCCAGAGGGUGGCAGGCCCUGGCAGGAAGCAGGAGGAGGAGGAGAGGGGGGUCCGGGUCAUUUCAGGAUCCCAGCGGUGUGUGCUUCUGUUGGGCCCAGUGGCCCUUGCUGCCCCUACAGCCUCAUUCCUGCAGGUUUGUGACGUAGCUGUGCCUCUACUUCAGGCAAAGAGGAUGCCAAGGACACCAGGCCUCUGGCCUCUCCAUGAGUCACUGCUCUCCCCAUUGGCAGAGCGGGACCCAUGAUGUGCCCCUGGCCAGGCCCUACGGAAAUGCUCAGUGUCAGUGGAGAUGGGGAGGUUGGAGACAUGGAGGCGUGAGUGAGAACAGGAAGCAAAGGAAUACACGUGGGAACUAAAGAGAAAAUGACCAGCCUGGGCAGCAUAGUGAGACCCCGUCUCUAAAAAAAAAUAAUACAAACUUAGCUGGGAAUGGUGGUGCAUGCCUGUAGUCCUGGCUACUUGGGAGGCUGAGGUUGGAGGAUCAUUUGAGCCCAGGAGGUCAAGGCUGCAGUGAACCAUGAUCACGCCACUGCACCCCAGCCCAGGCAACAAAGGGAGCCCCUGUCUCUAAAUAAAUAAACAAAUAAAGAGACAAUGAGCCACUCA